UAUAAAAGGAGCCGACCCUUGCUCGCGGUAGAGGAGGCGCCCGAGGACGCGGAACGAGCGCGUCUCAGCCUCGCCACGACGGACCUCGAGGACGGGGACGAGGGCGAGGACGACGGCGCGGGUGGCUGAGGAAAGAUGAGGAACCUACUGCUGACGCUGGGCCUCUUGUUCGCCGCCCAAGGUCCUGGCCGGUGCGCAUCCGACGACGACAGCCAGGAGGACAGGGACUUCGAGCCCUUGGACAGGGGGCCCUAUUUCGACGUCGCCGCUUCCCACAACGUGACGGCCCUCGUCGGGAAGACUGCUGUUCUGAACUGCCGCGUGAGAAAUUUAGGAGACCGCACGGUGUCCUGGGUGCGGCACCGAGACAUCCACCUGCUGACGGUGGGGAUCGACACGUACACCUCGGACCAGAGGUUCGUCGCCUCGCAUUUCCCCAGGACCGAGGACUGGACCCUCCAGGUGAAGUAUCCGCAGCGUCGGGACUCCGGGACAUACGAGUGCCAGGUGUCGACGACGCCCCCCAUAGGACACUCGAUGCACCUCUCGGUAGUCGAGCCCGUCACGUCGAUCGUGGGAGGCCCGGAGAUGUACAUAAACAGGGGCAGCACUAUGAACCUCACCUGCGUCGUCCGCCACAGCCCGGAACCUCCACCAGCCAUCUACUGGACGCACAACGAUAAGGAGAUAAAUUACGACAGUCCCAGGGGGGGCGUAUCGGUGAUCACGGAGAAGGGCGAGAUCACCACGUCCUACCUCCUGGUCCAGCGGGCCCAACCUGCCGACAGUGGGCAGUACACUUGCCACCCCAGCAACGCCAACACCAAGACCGUGCAAGUCCACGUCCUGAAUGGUGAGCACCCCGCGGCCAUGCAGCACGGGGGCCAACUCAGGCUAGCCAACCCGCCGUUCGUCAUCCUGUUGGCGAGCUUACUGGCGUUCGUGAACCACCGUCAUUGAGGCCGGCGCCGCGGCUUCCGUCCGCGUCCAGUCCCUUGGCUCGCAUCGGCCGAGCCGGCGCCCAAUGAGCGAGGAGUUCCGGCCGCUCGACCAAUGGGGACCGCCAAGGUGGAGGGUAGCGCCAGGGUAGCGCGCGAGGAGUGUGCACCCAGGGAGAGGGAGAACCCCGGCCCAGGAUCGAGGACGCUCCAUAUUUUUACCUAACCUCCCGCACCCACCCCCGGCGGGGUGCACGCGUGCACCGCCUCCAUUUGUCUCGACCUUCCCUGCAGAUCCGAGCGCAAUCUCGAACCUCGAGGUAGGUAUAUCUCCCGCGGAGGUUCGAAUGUGCCUCGCUUUAUGCCCGACCUCGCUCCUCCUUUACGUAACCCACCGGUGAGGCCCGGAACUACGUUUUCGCCAGCUCCUUCCGCCUUAUUUAUCCCUCUCUCUCUACUUGAAGAUUUGCGCACGGGCGCUCAUUUAUAAUUCGAUACCCACGGGGUCACGAGGAGGAUGGCGUUCCCCACCUCGUCCUUUUCCAGCUCGCCGUGGAGAACGGAGCUAGGGAGACGCGGGGGCUAACCUUUCGCACGCUAUCCGGUACACUUAAUAGACCCGUAGACAUAAAUUCAGAUUUAAGUGCAGCCUCGAACGUAACGCCGGCAUUACGAUGUCUUCCCAUUAGGAGGGGACCCCCCGCUGCCGGCUCUCUUCCCUGAACGCCCUCGGCUCCCACCUGCGAGUACUUGCACGCACCUCGAUGCACCUGCCCGCACCUGCACCGACCCACCCUGCCUUCCUGCAUCGCGCUCCACGGGAUUACCCUCGAAUCGCAUCCUCCAAAGCCCCCUGUCUACGUCCUCCGUCGAGGCAUCCUUAUGCAAGACCCUUAUCGACG
Molecule: messenger RNA, 1840 nt
Organism: Orussus abietinus
Lineage: Eukaryota; Metazoa; Arthropoda; Insecta; Hymenoptera; Orussidae
Product: lachesin
Exons: 6
Coding region: 136-960 (274 amino acids)
Biological process (GO): synapse organization
Cellular component (GO): neuron projection membrane
Source: RefSeq, a predicted model, not a curated record